Caretta caretta (loggerhead turtle) is the source of this 9785-nucleotide messenger RNA. RefSeq lists its product as uncharacterized. The record is from RefSeq and is a predicted model, not a curated record. Gene Ontology annotation, molecular function: nucleotidyltransferase activity; double-stranded RNA binding; tRNA binding. Gene Ontology annotation, biological process: regulation of translational fidelity. Gene Ontology annotation, cellular component: cytoplasm. Lineage: Eukaryota; Metazoa; Chordata; Testudines; Cheloniidae.
AGCUGUGGCUGUUAGGGAAAGGGGUGGAGUGCUGGGAGGAACAGCAGCCAGUGGAGUAGGUUUGACUAUAAAGAGGUAGGAAAAGGGAGAGAGACAGCAUUUCAGCCUGCCUUUGAGUCUUCAGCAAACUUGGCCAUGGCAGAAGGACGGGUCCAGUCACUUCAUUACUCCAUAGGGCUCCUGGGCAUUGCUUCAGGAUCCCUCUUGCUAGCUGUGUACUCCUACAGCUUCACCAGCCCAGCCCCUCUGAUCCCCAGCACGACUCUGGGCGUCCUUUUGUUUGUUAUAUCAGCUCUCUUGGCAUAUGCAGGAGUUCAGAAGAGCCUGAGAAGUGCCCCCUUGUUCAAGUCGCUGUGUCUGACCAUCUCAGUGCUGUGGUGCAGCUAUGGAGUCAUCCACAUCCUGGCAGGGCAAGGGGUCCUGAAUGGCAUUGAUGAUUUCCGCAAUGCCGUUGUGCCUGGCCUGGCAACAUUUACUUUGGGACUCCUCAUCAUUGGGGUGGUGGGCAUCCUUCAAAGAGAGCUCAUCCUUGCCAUGGUUGCUUCUUGCAUUUCGCUUGCCUGUGCCCAUGAAAUUGCCAUGCUUUAUAACACAGCUUUUGGUUCCUCGGCAGUGGCUUGCAAUUAUAUGAUUGUCUGCUUCAUUGUGGGCUAUUUUGCUGUGGGGAGGGGUCUUUAUUUCCUCAGCAAGGAGAAAAUCACCCUUCCUGGCACAGAUCUGGCCAAGAGCAAGACCAAUGAGCAGGUCCAGGCCAAUGGUGCCAACACAAAUGACUUGGCAGUCAUUGGUCUGAUCUUGAACAUGCUGUCUGCCAGCGUCUUUGGCUGCAGGCUCCUGGGAGUGACCAGCAAUCUAUUUGUGGGCCAAGUACCUUGGCUUUGGGCAGCUGGGAUUUACCAGAUUGGGGUCUGCAUUUUCUCUUACCGGGCCUUGGAUACAUUGGCUGCCACAUUCUUUGGUUUCACCUCGGUGUUGAAAUUUGCUGGAGGCUAUUCUCUCCUGUACCGGAUCUGGCAGCAGGAUGAGCCGGUUUUCCCCGUCCCUUUCUUGGUGGUUUUUGCUAUCCUCUUUGCUGUCUUGGGUCUUUUCAUCACCAUUAAAAGCCUGGUGGAUGGCCUGUAUUUGCUGUUUUAUGUGGCCUACUGCAUCGCCCUAGCCUGUCGCCCUCAUGGUUUUUUUGAAGGUGGUCCCCAAGGUGUGGAUGUGGCCAUCUUUGUGGCCUCGGCCCUUAUGGCUCUCAUUUACCAGUACAACAUGAAGGCAAGUGCCAAAAUCCCUACAGGGGAGGGAACGGUCCAGGCCUUGCUGUCCCGCAGCAGUCAUCUCAAACUUCGUGAAGGGAAAGACCUUCAUGCUCCCUACCUUGGCUAUUCCAAGUAUGCCGAUGCCGAGGUGCUUGGCUUUGCAUGCAGCGUCCUUGCUUCCUUUGCUAUCACGAUGACAGUGGACCCAAGGGCACCACUUGCUACCAUUGUCAUACCCUGGGUGGUGGUAGCCGGAGGGAUCCUUAAGCUUUUAUGUGGUUCAGUGGCCUUUGCCCGUGGUAAGACCUUGGAGAGCAGUGCCUUCAUUCUCUACGGGGUCAUGUGGAUCAUCUGGGGCUUAGCCAGAUAUGGUGGUCUCUAUGGCACUAGCAGGGGCUUCCAAGUAGCUGUAGGCAUCAUUGCCCUCAUGCUUGUCAAUUGCUUCAUUGUCUUCUGCACUCUCUUCCUAAGCAUUUCCUGGUUCAUUUACUCCCUCACCUUCUUACUCAUACUCAUCAGCUUCUUGCUGGAUGCAGUCAACGCCAUCCCAGCUGGCUAUGAUAUUGCUGUCACCAUCAUCUUUGGGCUGGCCAGCUUCUACUGCUUCCUGUCUGCUCUUUUCAACAGUACCUUUGAAGGGUCCCACUUCCCUGUGGGUAGGCCUAUUAUGAAACUCAGUGGUACUGGAGGAGGAAGCACCAAAUGCCUUCACUUGCCUGCCAGGAAAGCUUCCUCAGUCAAGCAAAUUGCAGAGAUCAUGAAGAAUGGAGGAGCUUGUGGCAUCCCCACCGACACAGUGUAUGUUCUGGUGGCAGCCUGCAAUCGACCUGAUGCCGUAGAGAAAGCUUACAAGACUAAGCGCCAGGCUCAGGAUCGCCCCAUGUCACUUUGGAUUUCUAGUCUGAAGCAGCUGGAACCUACGAAGCAUUUGUUCAACCCCAUGCUGUGGGAAUUCAUGGCGGCUGCCUGGCCAUCUCCCAUUAGUCUGGUGGUUCCCAGAGGGAAAUGGGUGGACUUCCUGGGGAUGAAAGACUCUGCUAAAUAUGUCGGUACCUCUCAGAGCAUCGCCAUCCGUAUCCCCGACUGCUCCGUCACCACACAUCUCAUUGAUCUGGUUGGCCCCAUUGCAGUCACAUCAGCCAAUCCAACUGGAGAAGCAGACACUACUCACCACAAUCAGGUGUACGCCAAACUGGGAGACAAGGUGGAUGCAGUUCUAUGCGAUGGGCCUUCUCCAGAGAACAUUGCCUCCACUGUUGUGGACUGCACCAAGAUUGAGAGUGGAAACAUAGGGUUCUUCAGGGUCGGCAUUGUUCCGAAAUCCCAGGUACUACAGAUACUGGAGCAAGUGCAGAGGAAACACAUGCAGGGCCAUACCAAUGGCAGCAUUGCAAUGGCGGGCCAGAAGAAGCAGCAGCACCUCUCCCAUGCCAUCUCCAAUGGGAUACAUGCUGCCAGCCCAGAAGAGAGCACAUUGACAUCAUUCACUAACAGUGUGUUCAGCGCUGAUGAAGAGGGAGCAAAGCUCUGAGCAACCCAGUUACACAUUCACCAGGGAAGGGCUUUCCAGUAAGUGACAUGCAGAUAAAAAUAGAGGAUGGAAGAGAGAUCCCGGUCUUAGGUGCAGUGAAUCCACCCUUCUACGGAUAUUGCUGAACUGUCCCUGCCUGGGGGUGAUUUAUAACCCAGGAACGUACACUGUUAGUUUUCAUCUUUGGAGUCCACCAGAUUUCACCAAAUACGAUCUAUGAUCAAACAGUCUUACUGGAGUGAUUUACUGGCCCCAGGUCCCUCUUCAAGGGUUUAUUCUUCACCCCAAUUUGAAGACUGGUCAUAUGGCCUCUGAUUUGGGAAAGUCUUUCUGUUUAUGUUACUUAUAUUGAUUUGUUUAGGAGGGAACCCUACAUGAAACAAGUGGUGAACCCUGCCCCCCUCCCCAAAAUAGAUCUUUUCAGAGGCUUGAAUCCAGGAGUCAUGAGUACAGUGUAAAUAUCAAGGUUGAUAGGAGAUGUCCCUGGAUGUUGGCACCUUCUUCCAAGAAAGACAGGUACCUAAAGUUUAGCUACUUGGCUCAAAAUGAAGAUUGCAGAAGUAGUGGAGUUUCAGGAAAGACUCUCCUUUCUGAGGGAAUGAUAUCGCCCUGGGAGCUGACAGUGUCUACACUGCAGGCACAUUUUUGAAGGAUCAAAUGCACUUAAACCUGAGAAUGCAGAGCCAGACCCUUGUAUUGAUUUUUCAGUUUGCUGGCCGAACCAAACAAAUGUUUCAGGUCAAAACGGACAUUUUAAUUUUUAGAAUGAAAUGUUUUGUUUCAACUUUUAAAAAUAAAACUGAGAUAAAUUUAGAAAUGCAAAGUUGUUUCGAACUGAAGAAUCAAAACGUUUCACUUUGAAAAUGUCAGAAUCAAGCAUUUCAGUUUUUUUCAACAUGAAUUCACGAAAUGUUUCUGUUGAGCCAAAUCUGUGGCUUUCAUUGUAUACUGUAAUGAUGCACAUUUGUACAGCAAGUUUCAUGUCUCUGGUGCAGGUUCUAUAUGGAGUAGUGGAUGCUGAGCUAGGGGAGGAGAACAGGAGAUUCAAACUCACAUGAGAAAUUGUUCACAGGAUGAACCCUAGCUGGAUAUGGAAAUUCAGCCGUUAUUGUUGCCUUCACCUGCCCUUCCUCUUUCCAGCCAAACAACUCUUGAGCCUGAUUCUGAUCUCACUUUGAUCGGUGUGAAGACUUGAUCAAACUCCAGCUAAUGUCAAUGGAAAGGACCUUGCUGACUUCAGUGGGAGUUUGAUUGGUCUUUGAACUGGGUGUUAAAUUCAGUGAGGUCUGUGGAAUUAUAGUAGUAUACAUUUCACAAAUCCAGAGGAUCGGUGCUACACCCGCAGCUUUGGAAAAGUCUCUUGGAGGAACACAUCUGAUGUGCCAGACCCCCAAGGGGUCUCACUCUUCCAUCGUGGUAGGCCAGGUGGCUUCACUGCCUCCUUAGACUGAGUCUCUGGGGCUCCAGCACUCCUGCUUCACAUCCUGAGCUCCAUCCAGCAAGUGCAACUGCUGAAAUAGACUCCUGGUAGAGAGUUGUACACGCCUCAGGGAUUAGUGCACCUCACCCAGUGUUUACAGUGACAGUCAGGCAGUGUUGUCAAAAUAGUCGAGUUUAUCAGUAAACUAGAACACACCAUAAGAAGUCCUUAGGUUAGCACAGAGAAAUAAAGGUUAAAACAGAGUCCAUUCUGGUUAGCCCAGAGCCCAACCAAGCUGUAGUGAGGCUCCAUUUUCGCAUAUCCCCCACCUCACACCUCUCAGGCUUUUGUUCUUAACCUGGGGGCUUUGCUCAGCUUCCCUGCUGAGAGACAGGGAAAUCCAUGAAUCAUUGGAGCUUGCAUUGUCUCUCUGGCCCCCUUGUUGAUUUGGGUCAGGUUCAACCAGUUCCAACUCUCCAUCCCCUCCCGGCAGGGAGUUGACACUCACCUAUGUAGCUUAGUCUGCCCUGAGAGCAAAUUUAAUCCCUUCCCUGCGACUGGAUAACAAUGUGGCAUAUGGGGAAACUGAGACACACAUAGGAUUCAUAAAAAAUAUUACAACAGUUCCCACUUUGUUACACUACUGAGAGCACAAUUAGGCCUUCUUGACUUGUUGAGGAGAGGCAAAGACAGAAUGUUGUAUAAUUGACUUAGUUAAUUUAUUUUGCAGAGUUUCUCACUGUAACUGGUUUUUUUUACUGAUUUUUCAAAAAACCAAUAAAACAUUUCUAAUAAAAUAUACAGCUUGUAACACUGAACAGCAUUACAAUGCAUGGUGAUAUCAGACCAUCUGCAAACCAGGAACCAUGGCUCUGAAAUGAAUUUAAACACUUCAAAGUGUGGUGGAAAAAUUAACCACGCGUUGUGAUUGGCUCAGAACCAUGCCUGAGGCUCCAUUAUUGAUUACAAGCGCAGGGGGGUAACAGCUCUAAGUAGCUGCCCCCCCCCCCCGAUGCAAAGCACACACAGCUUUUUAAAGCUUAAAACCACAGACAAAUUACACAGACUUUCGACUUAAUUACCUUAUUUGGAAUAUAGGAAAACAAGCUUUUCCUGUUAUUGACAGGUGUUCUUUUGCGGUUAACAUUUCUUAAGCUGUGCUGCUGCAAUUGCCUUACAAUGGAAUUUUCCACACUUUUUUCUUAUGCUUCAUAUACACAGUUAGCUUGACCAAAGUUUUAGGCCUACUUGGGAAGUUUAGGACUACUUGGGUCCACUGAAUUUUUCCUCCACAACAGUGCCCUAAUCUGUUAUCCAGAUACCCCUCAAGAAUGUAGGGAAUUGUUCAUACCUUCCACAAGAGCUGCCCAUGUCUCAAAUAGGAGAGAGGUCAUAGAUAACAUCAAAAUUCAUCUGUGGGACGGUUUCAAUAGGAUUGCACUUUGAAUGUAAACUCUUUGGGGCCUUUUGUUCUGUGUUUGUACAGCACCUAGCACAAUGGGGUCCAGGUCCAGGACUAGGGCUACUAGGUGCUAAUAAUAUGCUAAUAGUAUGCUAAUAAUAAUGCCCCUGGGAUGAAGUGGGCCCCAUUCCUUCACCAGGUUACAUAACAAGCAGGCAUCUCUGAAGAAGAUAAAGUCCAAGGUGAGGCGUUUCUGAAGAUGGUUAACCCAGAAAGGUACCUAAGUAUCCCAGACCUCUUCCCCAAGGACAUCUAAUAGGGAGUCCCAAUGGAGAGGUUCUGGAUUCAUGGUUGUUAUGCACCUUGAAUAGUCAUUUAUACCAGUGAGUUCAAAGUGGGUUGAAAACUGGCCCCUCUCAAAAAACGCAGUCUGGAUCCUUUCCUCCUCUUCAGGACAGCUCUCAUUGGCCAAGUGGCCAACCCCCAUGAUGUUAAAUUAUGUCCUUGGCCUCCUUUAAACCCUUAAGUCCAACUGGAAAGACUCACAAUUGCCUCAUGUUGCUCAACAGUGUCCUCUUCUGGCUCUGUAGAGAAGAGUGUUAAUGAGCUCCAGAGGGCUUCCCUUCCAGCCCUGCUCAGUGGGAAGGGUGUUCGGUGUACCACAGGGCCACAGGCCAGGUAGGGGAUGAAGGGGAUGGUUAGGGAGCUCAGAACUCCAUCAGAGGGAGGUGAUUCAAGUAUACCAUGACAUCAUCAGUGAUGAGCACAUAAGUCCAUAGGUUUAGAAGGUCCAUAGGUUCAUUUUGGUUCCAUCUCUGAAUAUCUUGGGCCUGAAAACUUUGGCUGGAAAUCACAUAUGAGAUUUCCAACACUUCCUCUUCCUGGCUAGGGUUCCAGAAGGGCCUUUCCAGCAGCACUUUGACCUUUGCAGUCCCAGGAGUGCAGAGGCAGCCAUGACAAUGAAAAAAAAACCCCAACACAAACAAGUAUUUGUCAUUCUCAGGAAAGAUCAGCUUCACCAUCUGCUCCCUCGUAUCUGAUCUGUUGGCAAUGUUAGGGGCACUGGGCAUGGCCACUAGGUAACUCGAGGGGAUGGAAGACCAUGAGGGUCGAUGAAGCCCCCUCGCACUAGGCCCAAGUGACCUUGGCCCCCCCGCCUGGAGGCACUCGCAGCAAUCAUGCUGAGCAUUCUGCAACAAUAUGUUGCAAGCGCAGACUGACUGAAACUGAACAAGGCCAGACAGGGCAGAUAUGGCAAAACAAUGCUGAACAAAACAACUCCAUAUAUAGUUUAACAGAUGGUACAAAGAAAAAAGGCACAAGCUGGUAUAUCGGAUUGGCUGGCUAUAUGGAUACUUAGGGCAGCUUGUUAUUAAAUAAGUAUGCUAAAAAAAAAGGAUGUAUAAAAGCCUGUGUAACUUCCUGCUCUGGGUGCGGGAUUUGAGAUUAAUGUCUCCCUGUACCACUUGAAGUUUCAAAUAAACUUUUCCGCUUCUCCACCCCGUUGUGAUUAUUGGGCGACUCACACUGGGCAAUGAACCCUGCUGUUGCUUGCCUCGGGCACUCUGUGCCGGCAACAGCUUUUGGCGUCCCUGGGUGGGCGACGAGGCUGCUAUUUAGCCUUGGCCGGACCCCUCCUGGCGGUCGAGGAUUACGGCAACAACCGACGCCCAGUGCACACCAGUGAGUUCAUCGGGGACCUCGGAGGAGAUGCGAUUUGAUGGACCCCGGAGGGCACAACGGUGCAACGCACUCAUAUAGUGGAGAAGCAGCUGCGGGUGACAGUGGGGAACCGGUCUCUUGGAUAAGGUAUACUAAGGAUUCCCAGCCUCUCCCCUUGGACUCUCCCGUCCACUCCUUACAGCCCAGCGACUCCAUGCUUGUUUGUACCUGGAAAGACAAGCCUCUCCAGGAAAAGUAAAAAGGACCCUAUACCGUCCUGCUCAUCUUCCAUAAGGCGGCAAAGGUCGAGGGACACAAAAACUGGAUCCAUCACUGUCAUCUGAAGGCAGUACCCGCCCCCUCGUCAGCAGAACAGUGGACCGUCCAACCUGCUGACUCCUCAUCUAGUAACGAUCUCGGGCUAAAGCUACUGUUUAAAAGACACAAAUAGUGGGCACCUUAAUGCCAAAAUGGGCCCACCCAGGUACUGGAGACCCUGGGCUAAAAAAACUCUGGUAAUAAUUAAUUGGAUAAUAUUGUUAUUCUCUGUAUUGGUAUUUCCAAACUGUGCAUAUCGGGAGCAUAACUCCUUUGUUUUACUUGCGCACCAUGUUGCUACUUUAACAAACCAGACUGAUUGCUGGGUAUGUGCUCCAACUCCACUGUCCCCCAAAACGGGAAUGCCCCUUGACAUGCUGCCUUUAAACCUAGCAGAAUUAGCCGCCACUAAAAAGCAGGAAAAAACGAACUCACCGUUCUGGAACAAGACCUGUUUACAGCAAGCCACCUACCAGGAGUAUUCAAUUGCAGUACUCACUGAGGGAGUAUUUUGUUUCACCCAAAACCAAUCUGAUCACUAUGGGCGUCCUGUGGGAAAGAGCUCCUGUGUUAUUACACAGUGGGCUGAUGGGUAUUGGAUAAAGACCAAGAGGGGAGGUCAGCAGUGUGGGUGUAAUGGUUCCUCCCCUUUUGGGAAAACUCUUACGAAUAAUCGUACCACAAAAGAAGGGUUUGGAAAUAUAACUUGCUGUUCAGUUAAUAUCUCCAAUGUAGCAGGCCAAGGGUGGGUUUGCAGUGGUCCCUAUGGCAAGUGUACUGUAAAUGGCACAACUAGAAACACCCCCACUUGUACCCAAUCAAAGAAUAAAAAGCCCCCUUAGGGGCAUAUAAACUGUUUGGAAAAGCAGCCUUAAAUAUCCCAGGAAUCCCCUUAAGAAACAGUCCUUACUGGGCCCUACAGGGUCACUAUUUCGUAUGUGGCCGAAAGGCUUACAAGGUGCUGCCAGCCAACUGGACACGUAGCUGUUAUAUAGCUCAUGGAGUUCCUCAUCUGUCAAUAACUACCACACUGCCCAAAAAAAAUAAUUAGUAAUGCCCAAGAUACCUCUGUUGAGUCACAAGAAGAGACCCUGCGGCGACUAACUGCAGCACUGGAGGGCAAUAUAAAAAAUCCCUUCACAACCGAAAAGCUUGUAGGGUGCUCUAUACUGGGAAUAGCGCCACUGUUUACAGGACCAGCCAUGGCAUGCAUAGGCCGCUAUACUGUAAGGCUGCAAAUGGUACUUUAAAAAGUUGGCUUAAAGUUAAAGGACUCAAUUAGAAAUUUAAGGUCAGCAGUAAAAACAUUAAAUAAAAAGGUACAGCAGCUCAGGAUAUUUUCCCUCCAAAACAGGCUGGCUUUGGACUAUCUCUUGGCAUCCCAAGGAGGGGUUUGUGCCCUCGUCGGGCCCCUAUGUUGUGUAUAUAUAAAUAAUAGCAGUUAUAAAAUCUAUGACAAGGUGGUACAGGCUAAGGCCCAUGCCCGAGCCGGAGCACAGGUUGCCUAUACUGCCCCUGAGAGCGAUUGGUUGCUAAUCUUGUUUUCAGGCUGGGGUUUGUCGUCUUGGCUUGCUGGUUUAUUUAGCCUGUUAUUGAAAUGUCUCUUUCCUGUAUUGCUUGUAUUAAUGGUAUUAUGCUGUGCAGUAUCAUGUGUCAAGACCCUUUUGCAAAAGUUAAUAAGUCAUUCUCUUCAGGGCUAUCACAAAGUGCUUAUGCAAAGUCCUAUUAUAAAAAAAUAAGUAGCCCAAGUGAAAAAACUCAGAGCUAACACUGUUGAGUGUUCUCAGAGAAGGGAGUUGUUGGGGGCACUGGGCAUGGCCACUAGGUAACUCGAGGGGAUGGAAGACCAUGAGGGUCGAUGAAGCCCCCUCGCACUAGGCCCAAGUGACCUUGGCCCCCCCGCCUGGAGGCACUCGCAGCAGUCAUGCUGAGCAUUCUGCAACAAUAUGUUGCAAGCGCAGUCUGUCUGAAACUGAACAAGGCCAGACAGGGCAGAUAUGGCAAAACAAUGCUGAACAAAACAACUCCAUAUAUAGUUUAACAGAUGGUACAAAGAAAAAGGGCACUAGCUGGUAUACCGAAUUGGCUGGCUAUAUGGAUACUUAGGGCAGCUUGCUAUUAAAUAAAUAUGCUAAAAAAAAAUGUAUAAAAGUCUGUGUAACUUCCUACUCUGUGUGCAGGAUUUGAGAUUAAUGUCUCCCUGUACCA